This is a messenger RNA of Meleagris gallopavo (turkey), 522 nucleotides long. The record is from RefSeq and is a predicted model, not a curated record. NCBI's taxonomy places the organism in Eukaryota, Metazoa, Chordata, Aves, Galliformes, Phasianidae.
CAGCGAUAUCAAAUAAUGUGCUUUACAUAUCUCUCUUUAGGGUCUGAUCACCUUCGAGAGAAAGACGGACUAUGGGCCGUUCUAGUUUGGCUUUCAAUCCUAGCAGCUCGAAAGCAGAGCGUAGAAGAAAUUGUCAGGGAUCACUGGGCGAAGUUUGGUCGACACUAUUACUGCAGGUUUGAUUAUGAAGCGUUGGAACCCAGAACAGCAUAUUUCAUAAUGAGAGACCUGGAAGCUUUGAUCACUGAUAAGUCAUUCAGCCACCAGCAGUUUGCUGUGGGCAGCAGUAUCUACAGCGUGGAAAGAACAGACAGCUUUGAGUACAUAGAUCCUGUGGAUGGCACUGUGACCAAAAGACAGGGGCUGCGGAUUGUUUUUUCAGAUGCUUCCAGGCUCAUCUUUAGAAUGAGCGCUUCUAGCCAUGUGAGAGCUACUCUCCGGAUCUAUGCAGAGAGUUAUGAGAAGGAUCCUAGCCAACACAAUAAGGAACCACAGGUAAUGUAAUAACAUUGUAAGAAAACC